AUGGCCUCAUCCACAGCCCUCUACGACGAAAUCCUCGACCUCGAAGAGGAAACCUGGAAAGCCCUCCAACGGCAAGGUUCCGAUCUGCUGCCUUUCCUCACCCGAGACUGCAUCAUGCAGUUCCCGAUGGGGCUGAAAGUUACAUCUCGAACAGAGCCUUCGGUGCAAGACAUAUUGCAUUCGCCGGCGUUUGUGCCGUGGAAGACGUUCAGACUGUCGAAGGUGGAUGUCACGCCGGUGGGAUCGGAGGGCGCUGUUAUUAGCUAUAGGGCGAUUGCUACGCGGCCGCCGGCGGCGAAGGAGGAUACGCAGGAUUUCGAUUUCGAUGCGUUGUGUUCGAGUGUGUGGCGAUUUGAGAAUGGGAAGUGGAUGAUGUGUUUCCAUCAGCAGACUAUGUCUGUUUGA
Molecule: messenger RNA, 405 nt
Organism: Zasmidium cellare ATCC 36951
Lineage: Eukaryota; Fungi; Ascomycota; Dothideomycetes; Mycosphaerellales; Mycosphaerellaceae
Exons: 2
Coding region: 1-405 (134 amino acids)
Source: RefSeq, a predicted model, not a curated record